UUUAAACUUCCGCCUGCUUGUGAGACAGGUCUUUAAUUAAUCCUCUUCCAUGGGCACCGAAUUUUAAGACUGCAUAAGCCCGAAAAUUGCUUAAAUAAAUCGUUAAAUUCCACCGUUUUCUACGCGAAGAAGAAUUUUCCACUCACUCAUUCUGUCAAACAGCCUAUGGGCAAGUACGGAAGAAGAAAACGCCAUGGCCAUGGCCAUGACCAUAACAAUGAAAGUUCCUAUAAGAAGCCCCAGCACCACUCUCUCUCCUCCUCCUCCUCCUCAGCAGCAGCAGCAGCAACAACAACAACAGCAUACCCUAAUAAACACCCUACUUUUCCUUCCUAUCUAGAGACCCCAAAUCUCUCUCCAAAAAUUAAACUUCUGUGUGAAAUAAUCGCCAAAAUCCCAUCUUCCACCGUCGAAACCAUCUUAGACGAGACCGGCCUCUACGUCUCUCAAUACGAUGUCGAACAAGUAAUCAAACUAUCCUACUCAUUCCCUGGUCCAGCUGUUAAGUUCUUUCGCUGGGCUGGUUUUCGGCUUCAAGAUAAUCAUAGCCCAUAUUCAUGGAAUCUUGUAGUUGAUCUUCUAGGAAAGAAUUGUUUGUUUGAUGCAAUGUGGGACGCAAUUAAGUCUAUGAAAUCAAAAGAGUUAGUUUCUUUAGCAACAUUUGCUUCUGUUUUUGGUAGUUAUGUCACUGCUGGUAGAGUUAAAGAUGCAAUCUUCACUUUUGAAGUUAUGAAUCAAUAUGGUGUUGUUCGCGAUGUUGUUGCAUUAAACUCUUUAUUAAGUGCUAUUUGUAGAGAUGGUAAAACUGUUGAUGCUGUUGACUUUUUAUUUGUGGCCAAGAAUUCUAUAAAGCCUGAUGCUGAUACGUUUGCCAUUCUGUUAGAAGGGUGGGAAAAAGAACUGAAUUUGGUUAAUUCUAGGCAAACUUUUGAUGAAAUGGUGAGGGAAAUUGGUUGGGAUCCUGCUAAUACUCCAGCCUACGAUACAUUUUUGUGUACUUUGCUUAUGGGUCGUAUUGGGUUCAAUGAGGUUAUUGAGUUUUUGGAAAUUAUGAAAGAGAAGAGGUGUUGUCCGGGAAUGAGAUUUUUUAGGGCUGCUAUCGAAGAGUGUUUGAAGGUUAAUGAUGUUAGAGUAGCUGGAUUGAUUUGGGAGGUAAUGAUGGAGACAAAUGGAUUUAGGCCGGAUAUUGAGAUGUAUAAUUUGAUGAUAUCUUUGUAUUGUUAUACUAAUAAUACUGAUAUAGCACUAAGGUUUCUUGAUGAGAUGGUUUACAAUGGGGUGUUUCCUGAUAGACAAACGUAUAAUCUUCUGUUCCAGUUUUUGAUAAAGAGCAGGAAGUUAAAGGAGGCGUCAGUUUUGUUCAAUGAGAUGAUUAAAAAUGAGUGCCUUCCUAAUCAAGCAAAUUGUAGUGCUGCAGUUAGGGUGUUUAUGCAUUCGAAGGAUCCUUAUAUGGCUAUCAAAGUUUGGAAAUGCAUGAUAGAGAAUUAUGAAUUGGACCUAGAGGAGACUGGAAAUCUGUUGAUUGUUGAGCUUUGUGAUCUCCACAUGGAUCCUGAAGCAGUAAAAUAUGCUGAGAGUAUGAUUGGGAAAGGAAUUAAGGUCACCUCUCCCACCAUGGAAAAAUUGAAACUUUGCCUUAAGCAAGCAAGAAAGGAAUUUGUGUAUGAACGACUUCUGAGAAAGUGGAAAGCUGGUUAGGGAACAUGGAACAGUGCGUUAUCCCUACAAGGUUCUUCAUAGUGGAAAGAUUUCAUAGCCAGGAAUUGUGAAAUGAAUGAUGAUCAGUCGUGGCGGAACAACCAGAACUUUCUUUGGAUUCAACCCAUUGGAACAGGGCUGAGGACUAUGCUGCACAGACCUUGUUCUUCUGCACAUUGAAACUUCUAGUGGUGAAAUAUAUCUCAUAAUUUUUUAUUAUAGGGAAAAUCUCUAGUACUGAGUUCUGACACCAAAAUGUAGCCCUCUAUUUUUGCAGUUCUUUUGUAAAUCAUAUCCUUUAAUGUCAUUUAAGGCGGUUUUUUUUUUUUUUUUUUUCUCUCUCAAAACAAAAACCACUGCUAGAGAUUCUUUUUUCCUCCUACUAUACAUAUCUAAAGUAGCAUAGGAGUAUUCUCGUGUAGGUGGAGGAGGCAGGUUAUUCUUCCCUUUUCCCUUUUUGGAGAAAGGAAAUGGAGAGAGAGAGAGAGAGAGAGAGAGAGAGAGGCAAAUGGAGGUUUUAAGUCUGUAAGUUGUUGGAUAUUACUUUCCAGAUUGCCAACAUGUUGAUUGUAGUUCUGAUGUCUAUAUGUAAUGAUUCAAGUUAAAACAUGAGAAUAGACUAUCUUACCAGUUUUUAUGC
Messenger RNA from Ricinus communis (castor bean), 2338 nucleotides. Its product is annotated as pentatricopeptide repeat-containing protein At1g77360, mitochondrial. The coding region runs from base 166 to 1698 and encodes 510 amino acids. The transcript is spliced from 2 exons. NCBI's taxonomy places the organism in Eukaryota, Viridiplantae, Streptophyta, Magnoliopsida, Malpighiales, Euphorbiaceae. Gene Ontology annotation, molecular function: protein binding. The record is from RefSeq and is a predicted model, not a curated record.